UACGCACACGUCUUCAUUCGGAGUGAAACAGAAUUUUUGUUACAGAUAAGUUGGGGUGGCUUAUAAUUCCUUCGGAACUUUUGAUUUAUUAAUUGAACUUGCAAUGAACAAAAGUUAUGAAAAAAAAUCAAGUAGGCGUAGCAGGUCGAGAGAAAGAGAUAGAGACAGAGAUCGAGAUCGUGAACGCGAAAGAGAUAGAGAGCAUAGAGACCGUAGACGCUCCAGAAGUAGAUCAAAAGAUCGUAAAAAAGAUAGAAAACGUUCAAGGUCUCGCGAAGCAGAUAAAUCUCGUGGUAGAGAACGUUCUAAGGACAGAGAUUUAGAAAGAUCUAGAGACAGAGAACAAGAUAGAGUCAGAGACAAAGAACGUGAUAGAUCAAGAGAGAGGAGAGAUAGUAAAGACAACAAAGGUAAAGAUGAUAGAAAGCAUAAACCAAGUUCCACUGACAAUGAAAAGAAAGAUAACAAAAACCAAGUGAAGAAAGAUGACGAGAAAGAAGCCACUGCAGAAGAAGAAAAAAAGCCAGUUCCAAAAAAAGAACCUUUGAGUUUGGAAGAGUUAUUGGCAAAGAAAAAAGCUGAGGAAGAAGCUCGAGCUAAACCAAAGUUUCUUACUAAGGCAGAACGAGCAGCGCUAGCUCUUCAAAAAAGACAAGAAGAAGUUGAUGCUAUCAGAAAACAACAAGAAGAGCAAAGAAAAACUUUACCUCAAACAGAAGGAUUAAAUUCUAGUACAAAUAGAGAAUGGGAUGAUCGUGAUAGGCGCAGGGAAAAUCAGAAAUCUCGAGAAGAAGAAACAAAAGAUAAAGAUAAGGAGAAAGAAAUGGAAGCAAUAAAAGAACGAUAUCUAGGAUUAAUGAAAAAGAAGCGUCGUGUAAGAAGACUGAACGACCGUAAGUUCGUGUUUGAUUGGGACACAGGAGAGGAUACCUCAGUAGAUUAUAAUAACAUUUAUAAAGAAAGACAUCAAGUACAGUUUUUUGGAAGAGGAAACUUGGCAGGAAUAGACAUAAAAGCUCAAAAACGCGAUCAGAGCAAAUUUUAUGGAGAAUUAUUAGAAAAACGUCGAACAGAAGCAGAAAAAGAACAAGAAAAAGUGAGAUUGAAGAAGGUCAAACGGAAGGAAGAAAAGCAAAAAUGGGAUGAUCGACAUUGGUCAGAGAAAGCUAUUGAUGAAAUGACCGAGCGCGAUUGGCGUAUAUUCCGCGAAGACUAUAACAUCACUAUAAAAGGUGGUCGCAUACCUAAUCCAAUCAGGUUAUGGAAAGAAUCCGGUUUCCCAAAAGAAAUUUUAGAUAUUAUUGAUAAAGUUGGUUACAAAGAUCUCACACCAAUCCAACGACAAGCAAUACCAAUUGGUUUACAAAAUCGUGAUAUUAUCGGUGUUGCUGAAACUGGUUCUGGUAAGACACUAGCAUUCUUGAUUCCUUUGCUAUUAUGGAUCACAAGCCUUCCAAAAAUUGAAAGAUUAGAAGAAGCAGAUCAAGGCCCUUAUAGUAUAAUUUUGGCUCCAACUCGAGAAUUGGCACAACAAAUUGAAGAAGAAACCAAUAAAUUUGGACAACCACUAGGUAUCAGGACAGUGGUAGUUGUUGGUGGUCUCUCGAGAGAAGAACAAGGAUUCAGGCUGAGAAUGGGUUGUGAGAUUGUAAUUGCGACUCCUGGUCGAUUAAUAGACGUUCUAGAAAAUAGAUAUCUGGUUUUGAAUCAGUGCACAUACAUUGUUCUCGACGAAGCAGAUAGGAUGAUAGACAUGGGUUUUGAGCCGGAUGUGCAAAAAAUUUUAGAAUACAUGCCAGUUUCAAAUCUCAAACCUGACAAUGAAGAUGCUGAAAAUGAAGAAAAACUUCUUGCUAACUACAAUACGAAGAAAAAGUACAGGUCGACGGUGAUGUUCACAGCUACAAUGCCUGCGGCGGUGGAAAGAUUAGCGAGAACAUAUUUGAGAAGACCAGCAGUAGUGUACAUCGGUAGCAUUGGUAAACCUACCGAGCGAACCGAGCAAAUUGUACAUAUUAUGGGCGAAGCCGACAAGAGGAAGAAACUUAUGGAAAUUCUUAGUCGGGGUGUUGAACCACCCAUUAUAAUUUUUGUCAACCAGAAGAAAGGAGCUGAUGUGCUUGCUAGAGGAUUGGAAAAACUUGGGUACAACUCGUGUACACUGCACGGUGGUAAAGGACAAGAACAGAGAGAAUAUGCGCUUGCUUCACUCAAAGGUGGAACAAAAGAUAUUUUGGUUGCUACCGACGUCGCUGGUCGUGGUAUUGAUAUCAAAGACGUGUCUAUGGUCAUUAAUUAUGACAUGGCUAAAACCAUCGAAGAUUAUACGCAUCGUAUCGGAAGAACAGGUCGAGCUGGAAAGAAUGGUAUUGCAAUAUCGUUCUGUACUAAAGACGACAGUCAUCUUUUCUAUGACCUCAAACAAACUAUUUUGGCAAGCCCGAUAUCUACCUGUCCUCCUGAACUGCUCAACCAUCCAGAAGCACAACACAAACCAGGAACAGUUGUCACUAAGAAACGUCGAGAAGAAAAAAUCUUCGCUUAAGACCUGUAAAUAUAAUAUUUGUUAAUGUCUUAUCCAUUUUGAUAAUUUUUAAACUGAGUGAUACGCAAGUAAAUUUAUCAUUAAA
Phymastichus coffea is the source of this 2630-nucleotide messenger RNA. RefSeq names its product probable ATP-dependent RNA helicase DDX23. The transcript is spliced from 8 exons. Gene Ontology annotation, molecular function: RNA binding; ATP binding; RNA helicase activity. Gene Ontology annotation, cellular component: catalytic step 2 spliceosome. The coding region runs from base 104 to 2545 and encodes 813 amino acids. Gene Ontology annotation, biological process: mRNA splicing, via spliceosome. Lineage: Eukaryota; Metazoa; Arthropoda; Insecta; Hymenoptera; Eulophidae. The record is from RefSeq and is a predicted model, not a curated record.